GGCCUGGCGCCUAAUGGCCGCCCGCAGAGGACCCUCGCAGCGCGUCCACACCUUAGGUUCGCCUGGCGCGCCGAGAGCGCGGCCGCGGUGUUGGGUUUCUGCGGGCGACCUCGCAGCCAAGGGCUGGGGGAGGGCGACUGGGCAGAGGAAGGCGUCCUUCCCAGCACCGGGAAAAAAACAGCAGAAGGGAAGAAGCGCAGCGAUGGAGACGGUCAGCUCGGCCUACGGGUGGGAAACUGAGGCUCAAGCGUGGCAGGGACUGCCCAAGGUUUGAUUUCUGAUGACUCUGGCCUGAGUUCCAGGAUGGUUUUUUCUUGGGACCAGACAUGAACAAAAGUUGACCUCAUGAGCACUUCAACCUCUCCAGCUGCCAUGCUCCUCCGGAGGCUGCGGCGACUCUCCUGGGGCAGCACUGCUGUCCAGCUCUUCAUCCUAACAGUGGUGACAUUUGGCCUGCUGGCCCCCCUGGCCUGUCACCGACUUCUACACUCUUACUUCUAUCUGCGCCAUUGGCAUCUGAACCAAAUGAGCCAAGAGUUCCUGCAGCAAAGCUUGAAAGAGGGCGAGGCUGCCCUCCACUAUUUUGAGGAGCUUCCCUCUGCCAAUGGCUCAGUGCCCAUUGUCUGGCAGGCCACCCCCCGGCCCUGGCUGGUGAUCACCAUCAUCACCGUGGACAGACAGCCUGGCUUCCACUACGUCCUGCAGGUGGUGUCCCAGUUCCACCGGCUUCUUCAGCAAUGUGGCCCGCAGUGCGAGGGGCACCAGCUCUUCCUGUGCAACGUGGAGCGCAGUGUGAGCCAUUUUGAUGCCAAGUUGCUCUCCAAGUAUGUCCCUGUGGCCAAUCGCUAUGAGGGCACUGAGGAUGAUUAUGGUGAUGACCCUUCAACCAACUCAUUUGAGAAAGAGAAGCAGGACUAUGUCUAUUGCCUGGAGUCAUCCCUGCAGACCUACAACCCAGACUACGUCCUGAUGGUGGAAGACGAUGCUGUUCCAGAAGAGCAGAUCUUCCCAGUCUUGGAGCAUCUUCUGCGGGCUCGCUUCUCUGAGCCACAUCUCAGAGAUGCCCUUUAUCUCAAGCUCUAUCACCCCGAGAGGCUCCAGCACUACAUCAACCCAGAGCCCAUGCGGAUCCUGGAGUGGGUUGGUGUAGGCAUGUUGCUGGGGCCCUUACUAACCUGGAUAUACAUGAGGUUUGCCAGCCGCCCAGGGUUUAGCUGGCCUGUAAUGCUCUUCUUCUCCCUGUAUAGCAUGGGUCUGGUGGAGCUGGUGGGUCGGCACUAUUUCCUGGAACUGCGGCGGCUGAGUCCUUCCCUGUACAGUGUGGUUCCUGCCUCUCAGUGUUGCACCCCAGCCAUGCUCUUCCCUGCACCUGCGGCCCGCCGGACCCUCACCUACCUGUCCCAAGUGUACUGCCACAAGGGCUUUGGCAAGGACAUGGCACUGUACUCGCUGUUGAGGGCCAAGGGAGAGAGGGCCUAUGUAGUGGAGCCGAACCUCGUGAAACACAUUGGGCUCUUCUCCAGUCUCCGGUACAACUUUCAUCCCAGUCUCCUCUAGGGUGCCAAGAAAUGCCUUUCUGAAGUUGGCCACUUCUUGAAGAUUCAAAUAUUGAUCUCUUUAUUUAGACAUGGUUGCCUGCAGGUAUUUCACUGUUUGCUGUUGUUAGAGAUAUAGGCACUGGGGCAGCUGAGGAACAUGAAUAAGUCAAGAGCCUUGGCUUUGGUAGCCUCCUGGCAGGAGCAGCAGUUUGCCACAGGUCCGGACCUCUCCCUCCACACAGCCACACUGCCUCAUGCAGUCUGACCCACCCAGUGAGGGUGCAUUUGAACCCCGGUUAUAUUCUCCAUCUGUUUUUAAGCUCUGCUUUGUGAUAGAGCUUGUGACUGCCAAAAAUCUUGUGCACAGUGAUAUGACUGUUUUAGGAUCUUAAGGGUAGGAUUUUGUGAAAGGUGAGAUCCUUUGGAAUUGAGUUCUUUCUCAUUGGGUAUGAAAAUGGAUGUAUGUUUAGAAUAUAUGCCUAACGAGGCAGGACCAUGUAGAUAGAUUCCAUCUAUUUCCUUGACCUGGUAUAAUAAAAACUGAUAAAAGCCGUGCAGUACCCAGCAUCUUGGAGGCAGGUGAUCUGGCUUUUCUGUUACCUGGCAUUUUCAUUUCCUGUAUAUCUGUAGUGCACUGAUAAUUGAUAUUGUUAAUGAGAACUUUAAGGCACGACAAGAUCUGGAAAAGCUUCUGAACCAUCAAAGUCAGAUUGCUUAUGUUGAGUAGUGAUUUAACAUUGAACAUUUCUGUACUACUCUGACUCUUUGAAAACUGGACAUUUCAGAAUGAUAUAGUGUGGAUGAGCUCUUUACAAGUGGCAUAUCAUUUUUCCUGACUUUGUUGGCUGACUGCUUACCCUUAUUUCUUUUUCUUCUAGGUAGCAUGAUGUUAUAGGAAAAAAAAAAAA
Messenger RNA from Chlorocebus sabaeus (green monkey), 2446 nucleotides. RefSeq names its product post-GPI attachment to proteins GalNAc transferase 4 (gene PGAP4). Gene Ontology annotation, biological process: GPI anchor biosynthetic process. The record is from RefSeq and is a predicted model, not a curated record. Gene Ontology annotation, molecular function: glycosyltransferase activity. Gene Ontology annotation, cellular component: Golgi membrane. Lineage: Eukaryota; Metazoa; Chordata; Mammalia; Primates; Cercopithecidae.